Triticum aestivum (bread wheat) is the source of this 1538-nucleotide messenger RNA. RefSeq lists its product as uncharacterized. The transcript is spliced from 4 exons. The record is from RefSeq and is a predicted model, not a curated record. NCBI's taxonomy places the organism in Eukaryota, Viridiplantae, Streptophyta, Magnoliopsida, Poales, Poaceae. Bases 134 to 1264 code for a protein of 376 amino acids.
GCCGCCUCGUUCAUUCAUCUCCAAAGUCUCAACCACGCCGUCUCUCGGCCUCUCCCCCCGUACCAUCUGUUCAUCUCUCCUCAACCCCGCUCCGCCUUGCCUCGGUGGGGCCCUCCCGAACUUGCGCAACGAGAUGCUCCACUCACGGCGGAAUCUGUACCGUAGCUCCCGAUCUGCUUACGAAUCCUUCCUGAUGGCAAGGAAUAUUGCAGUGCAUGGCCGUAUGAAGCCGAUUGGGCCCAACCAGCUCCCGUAUGGCAAUGCAUUUUUCUGCACCUCCGGUAAUCCUCUGGGCGAACAAGUUGGCAUCACCAAAGGGAAGGAUAGAGCAGAAGCGAGUAGGGAGACCAAAAAGCUCAAUGUGCCAUCAGCCUUCAUCUUUACAAAUAGUAGCCAUCGCGAUGGGUCUAUAUACAAAAACUCGUGUCUCGACGUAUUUUGCGUUAAAAAACGUGGUGAGACACAAUUGGAGCCAAUGCGGAUAUCAGACCCUGCUAAUUGCUUUCCUGACCAGAAAAGGUGUCGUGUGCAUUUUGAAUGUGACAUGAUGCAAUUUUUCUCAUUAAAAUUGGCUAAAGUUCCUAUGAACGCAAGUUCGGUACAAUUGUAUGGAUAUAUAGCAGCACGGGAUUAUUUGGAUUUAUCGCUUAAUUAUAUUGUCAAUCAUAGCAGGGACAAUCCCCUUAUGGUGCGACAGGGUUCUCUCAUUGAGAUGACUGGCCCUAAGAGAGGCAUCACAAUGACCAGCCCUGUUCUAGUUGAGUAUGACAUGAGGAUCAAGGAAGGGGAGCAAGAAGAAUAUGAUCUACAAUUAAUUGAUGGUGCAACAGACUUCUGCGAAGUAACCACACCUUCUCAUCCAUUCACGAGUCAGAUUAAUGGCGAUUGUGGUGCAGUUGACAUCACUUUAGCACACGUCGUCAAUGCAGUGGAGGCCACAAUAGAUGUUAUUGUAUCAGAAGUGCGGAGUGGAUUCAAUUUAUCUCUCGGUUCGUAUGUGUUUGUAGGUGGGUCAUAUCAAGGAAUCGAGCUCCUGCGUGAUAUUAUUGGUGAGUCAUGUGUCAUAACAAGAAGAUAUGUGAUUGCCGUAGAGAUGGAUAGUUGGAUGCACUUGAAGCUCAUGGUAGGCCGGGAAGGUUCAAAAUACGAUGAUUUGGAACGUCAUUGUCGCUUCAAAGCAAACCUCCAUGGAUAUGCACAUCGACAAAUACUGCUUGAGCAUGCCUCUAUCUCGCUAAAGGUGACUUGGUCGGCUAUGCCAUGAAGUUGUCUUGUUUCAAAUUCGAAUUUUUGUUUCAUUAUUUGAUCUUGAGUACAUAUCUACUUGGCACUAGAUGGAUGUCUACUUACUAUCUCUACUUGCAUAUGCAUCAUCGAUGUACCUAUUUUGGCAAUGUCCGAUUACUAAGGCGAUUUGGCGUUGGGUAGAACGCUGGGCAGGUUGUGAAACUCUGAAUCCACAAUCUAGGGCCACUGUGUGUAGUGCAACAAGUAUGGGAUGCGAUCCUCACAUCGACCCUGGUGCCGCACAUCCUGAC